AUGAUUAAUAUAUAUCCGUAUCUGGUAUCAAAAAUUAACUGUAUAUUUUAUGCAUGGAUAAUUUGUAUACAUAUUAAUUGUUUUAUUCGACCAAUUAAUGAGCAACAUUUAUCAGAACAAGAUUAUUCACAAAAUACUAAUCAUGUUGAUGACAGUAAUAAUUUGAUUGGUUGUACAGACUCCGACGGUAUUUGGCAUGGUUUAUUUUCUACAUGGAUGGAAAAUCCAACUUGUUGGUGUACAUGUCAACCAGUAUCUAGAAUGGCUGUUAGUGUAUGCGAUGGUUGUGAUAUAAGUAAAUCAGCAAAUAAUAAUAUAAUUAAUUUAGACGUGAAGCAUCAUCAUAAUAACAGUGAUAAAAAUUUAUUGAAAAAUGAAUCUUUACUUGAAGUGUCUAAUUCAUUUGAUACUUUUAAAACAAAUGGCAAUGAAAUUAAUCAGAAAAGAUCAGUUGAUAAUUAUCAUGAACAUAAAACAUUUGCAAGAAAUUCUAACUCUUGUUAUUAUGCUGUAACUAAUACUUACUAUCAACACAAAGACAUAUGGAUGUCUGCAGAACUGCCAUGUGUAAAAUGUAAAUGUCAGCAUGGAAAUGUCCAUUGUGUUGGUGAACCUCACCAAUGUCCAUCAGUAUGUUUACCAGGUCAAUAUAGUCAACCGGUUGGUCCAUGUUGCCAUACUGUGUGUAAAGGAACAGUAUCAAAAGAUAUUACUUUCGAAUUCGCUAGUUGUUUAAAAACUGGUGAUGAUACAUUGCAUUCACAUGGUGAAAUGAUCACACUCACGGGUAUUUGUGUUGAUCAGAAAUGCCAGUGUGUCAAUGGUCGAUGGAAUUGUUUCGAUUAUUGUACACCAUUAUCAGAAUUAUCUUGUCCUUCAGAUGAAAAAAUAAUAUGGGAUCCUUUUUGCUGUCCUAGAUGUCGAGGUGACCAAACAUGUUCAGUAAUUAUUGAUAUGAAAAAUUGGUUAUCUAAUCCAAAUGAACAGACUAAUAAUGUAAAUACAUUUAAAAAACUCGACUGGAAUUCAACACACUGGUCACAAUCAUCAUUCAAUAAUCAACCAGAACAAUUAUUACUUGAACCAAUUUCAAAUGUCAAUAGCAAUGUGAACAAAGAAAUAAUUACAAUUCAACCUGGACAACAAAUAGUAUUGGAACAAGGACAUUGUUUCUGUUUAAAUGCUAGUAUUUAUUGUCCAAGGCCAGGUCGCCUAAUCUGGCAUGAAGAUGAUUGUUUCUAUAUGGAUGGACAAGAAAUUUCAUAUCACGCAGUUGGAACCAGAUGGAUUCCAGGUGAUGAUCAUUGCACUGAAUGUAUGUGUGAAAUAAAUCGAACAUAUCGUUGUAAACGUCAAUCAUGUCAACAAUUAUUUCUCUGCCCACCUGAACAGAUACCAAUGACAAGUGAGGAUGAAUGCUGCCCUUCAUACUGUGCUCCACCCUCUCAAAAAAAUCAAGAAAAACCAAACAAUUUCAAUCAGGAUAUUCAGUAUAACGAUGAGUUGUAUACUGAUUCCGUGAAAUCCCAAAAUAAAAUGGUCCAGAUAUCAAUGGACGAAACUACCCAACAGAAACCAUCACAAUUGUCAACACGUAACACUGGAUGUUCAUCACUAAUAGACAAUGAAAAUAUCCUACAAUAUCCAGAUGUCUUUCCUUCCGGAUCACGUCUUUUAUUAAUUCGUACAUGUCGUAGUUUACUAUGUAUAUGUGCCAAGGACAAUAGAUGGGUUUGUACAGAUCAUUGUCCACCAUGUGAACAAUCUAUGGAAUCUAUUGAAAAUUUACGACAAAUAUUACUCCCACCAAAAGAUAAGUGUUGUGAACUAUGCAAUGAAAAAACAAAUACCGUGCACAUAACUAGCCCACUAAGUCAGAAUAAAUUGAAAAGUCAAAAAGAAAUUAUGAUUCAAACAAGUAAUCAAACAAAUUUGCAGCAUUUAACUAAUGAACAAACGCAUAAAGAAUAUAUUUCUACAGAAAUAAAACAACUCAAAUUAACAUUGAAAAUGUAUAUUUUAAUAUUUAGCAUAAUAUUGAUAUGUAUGUUUGGAUUACCAAUCUCUAUCUUAAUUGGAUGUUAUUUGAUGAAAAGUCGGUAUUUUUAUCAAAAUCAUCAUCAUCAUCAUCCGCAUCAAAACAAACGCAAAAGUGAUCAUUAUCAGUAUACUACUACUACUGUUGCUACACCGAAAACAACACGAUCAAGAUAUCGGCACUAUUAUCAUCGGUGUUAUUCACGCGUUAAACCGUAUCUGUUAAAAUCACAUGAUUAUAAAAAGGAUCAAUCGGAACUAGAAGCGUCAAUAGAAACGCCUAUCUCAGCGUCCACAACAUCAUCACUGUCAUCAAUGUCACCAUCCUCAUCACCAGUUUUAAUAUUAAGAGAAUCUUACAGAAAAAAUAAUCGACGAAAUUAUAACGCGGCAUCAAUGCCAUCAACAACAAAAAUAACAAAAGUAUCAGAAGACAAGUGUAACCCGAAAUCUAUUCAACAGCAUUAUCGACAUCAUCAGACUAAACAUGUAAACGCCAACAAACAGGAGAAUACGACUGUCAAUAGCGACGAUACAAAAUUAGUUCAACACACAUCGAUAACACCAAAGGUUAAAUUAAACGAACUUGUUAAUUCAGGCGAUUAUUACAACAGUACUGUUAGUCAUAAAAAUCAUGAUAGUAAAAGUCAUAGUCUUAUUAAAAAAUUCAGUGAUUAUAUAUUUCCAACAAUGACUACAACAGCAGCAAAAACUACUAAUUCACCUGUGAUUAUCAGAUUGAAAACAUCGAAUGAGACAAACUAUCCAUUGAAACAACAACAGCCAAAUGUAAACACAUCAUUAUCUAUGAAUGAUGAUAGUGAUAACUAUAACAUUAAUAAUAGUGAAAAUCAUCAAGCAAUUGAAAGUAAACAUGUAAAAGAUGCACUUUUACAACAAUAUGAAGUAAAACCUAUAAAAGCGAGAACAACAUCGGCUUCAGAAGAUAAAACAAACUGUAAAUCAAUAAUGCACCAACAGAGAAGUCCAAAAGAAAUACUAUUAAAAAACUUGAUAUUAUCAACAGAUAUUAAUAAUAAAAAUAAACAUACUACUUAUAACAAUAAUAAUAUUCAUGAUAAUAGUAGUCAAUGUAUAUCACACAUAAAAAGUGAACCAUCUACACCAAAUAUUUUUAUGCAUAAUGUAACAUUUAAUUCGUAUUAUUCUGCUACAUGUUCAUCUCCUUGUUGUUCUCCUAGUCCAAUUAUGGUAAGUAAUCAUAACAGUUCACAAGAUAAAACCACAACAAUAGCUGUAUUAACUAUGAAUAAUCCUAACUAUGAGAAUAGUAAUAAUAAUAAUAAUGAUAAUAAACAAACAAAUUUAAUUGAGCAACAAAAAAAUAAAUUGAACAUAGUAGAGUGUGAUAAAAUAGAAGCAACAAUCGUACAAGAAAACAUGAUAUCAUCACAAGUGGUUGAUAACAAGUUGAAUAAUCCACUAGAAUGCAAUAUAACAAAAGUCAAUCAUGAACAUGAUGACAAUCAUGCAUCGAAAGUGAUUGAAAAAACAAAACAACAGACAGAGAACUUGAAUUAUGAUCAUAAUCAAAUAAUAUGUGAUAAAACGAGUUUAAAUGAAGAAAUAUAUUGUACAGAGAAUAAAAUUGAUAAUAUGAAUAAUGACGAUACUUCAUCGAUACAUUUAUUAACUGAAUCGAAUCAAAACAUGCCAUUAUACACUUACUAUUAUCAACAUUCUGAAAACACAAACACUACUCCCAGAAAACAGAAAAUCUGCUCAGAUAAUAAUAACAAUGAUAAUAGUCGGAGACCAGUUACAUGGCCAACUAUACAGCAUUUCACAUCUGAUCCUAUUCUACACAGAUGAAUAAAUAUACACAUACCUUUAUACAUAAAAUACAAAUUCUAGGCUAUAGUAUACUCAUCACCACAACCAUUCUUUUUUUUAUAUUACACAUUUAUCGUUACUAUUAUGAUUAUCACCAUCAAUAAAUAAUCAAGCAGUUAAAAAAAACCCCAUUCAUUUACAUACAUGUGUACACAUAUAUUACAGCUUUGCUUACACUUUCAUUAAUUUUUCUUUUUGUUUUCAUUCGAUUUUCUCUGUUGUUUAUUUUUACUUUACAUAUACAGAGAGAGAACGAGAGACAAAGAUUGAACUACCUACCUUAAACAUAUAUCUUAAUGAGUAAAAGUGUUAAUUUUACACCAUUAUCACUCUUUUUUACUUUUCUUAGACAAAUGAGAUUUUCAUUGGAUAACUCAUAAAGAGUUCUACUCUGUUAGCACUGUUUCAAACAAACACACUGUUCUAAUAAAUCAUACGUAUCGUGAGAAUAUUU
This is a messenger RNA of Schistosoma turkestanicum, 4345 nucleotides long. The record is from the annotation of a GenBank genome assembly. NCBI's taxonomy places the organism in Eukaryota, Metazoa, Platyhelminthes, Trematoda, Strigeidida, Schistosomatidae.